Molecule: messenger RNA, 2719 nt
Organism: Physcomitrium patens
Lineage: Eukaryota; Viridiplantae; Streptophyta; Bryopsida; Funariales; Funariaceae
Molecular function (GO): protein binding
Source: RefSeq, a predicted model, not a curated record
UGCACACACCGGCACAAUUUGUUUACUUGUUUGUUUGUUUGCUUGCUUGCUCUGAUGCAGAAGCGGUAGGAAAGCCAAACAAACCCCCGGCGCAGGAAAUAUUAUUCAAGUGGUGCCACAUUCCUGCUUGUGAGCAUUAUCAUCAACAUCAUCGUCGUCGUUUCAUUGCUCUCGGAUUCCCCUGCGUGCCCUUGGGAAGGGGGGAAUUCCUGUGUGCGCAAUUGAGGUUCUUCCAAUGACCAAUUGCGCUGCUUCCAUGCUGCUGGAGUUUUCGUCUCUGAACAUCGCGGCGUCGGCCUCCACGGGUCACAAGAGUGGCGGUGUUGUUGUUGCCCACAGCAAUGGGGUGAGUGCGAGAGUGAGCUGGAUUGGGCUCAGAGCGGGCGGGUUGCAAGCUGGAGGUGGUGUCAAGGCGUGCCAAUGGCAGGAUUUGGUGACGAAGGUCGGGGGCAGGUGCCGCUUGUGCGCUGUCGCGGGGGUUUUUGAGUCGGAGGUUUUAGAUACCGGCGAGGACGCGUCAGUCGGAGAGGCGCAGGUGAAUACGGUGAAGGCGGACAAGAACGGGCCAGCAAAAUCAGAAAAAAGAAAACGGGGUACUGUGGGACGGCCGGAGCUUGUGGAGGUCAUUGCAGCAUUGAAGGGAGGCGAAGACGUCGAGAGAACUCUAGCACCAUGGACAGGGAAAUUUACGCCAGAAGAAUGGAACAAGCUCUUGGCGCAGAUAGGGGAUGUCGAUUGGAAACUUGUCCUCAGCAUUUUCAACAUCGUAAAAACAAAGAGCGUCCUCUCAGCACAGCUAGUCCCCUCACACGACGUGGUUGACAAAGAGAGGAACUUAAAGCUCCUCAAGACAUUUACGACAGUUGGAGGAGUGCUGGCUAAGCAUGGGAGGGAAGCAGAAGUUGAGGCUCUCAUUUUGGAGAUGAGAAGCCUAGGAGUAGAUCCAGACACUCUUUUCUUCAAUUCUCUUGUAAGGGGUUAUGGACGUAUGGGAUAUGUCCACCCAGCUUCACAGGUGUUAUUUCAAAUGGAAAGAUAUGGAGCUAAACCUGAUCCUACCACUUAUGAAAGGGUGAUUACUGCCUACUUGGCUGGAAAGAAGCCCCAACUGGAGAAGGCAAUGCAACUUUUGCAAGGAGUUCGUGGCGGCAAUAUCAUAGUUUCAUACAAAGUAUUGUCGGAGCUGAUGACAGCAUGUUGGAAUGCGAACGUAGCGGAAGAUGCGGAUCUUGUUUUUCAAGAGAUGAAAGCAGCCAAUUACCAGAUUGACUCAAAGGUUUGGGUAAAGCUGAUGCACCUUCAUGCAAAAAAAGGACACGCCGAGUUGGUGGAGGACAUCUUUCAGCAAAUGCGAGAAGCAGGCGUGGAUGCCAAAUGUGGUUCGUUCGAUGCUUUGCUGCUUGCAUACUGUCGGGCUGGCAAACCUGAUCAAGCUCUUAGUGUUUUUCGCGAAUACAAGCUGAGCAUGAAGCCAUCGUUAGUAGCAUUUAAUAUGAUUAUCGAUGCAUGCGGGAAGGCAGGUCGAGAUGAGGAAGCUGUGCAGUUGUAUGUAGACCUCAUCGAGUGUCGUUACCGCCCUGAUACAGUUACAUACACCUCCCUGAUAAGCGCUGUUGUUCAAGCUGGUCGAUAUGAAAAAGCUGAUGAGCUCUACCGAAGAAUGUUGUCUGAUGGAGUGGAGCCAAGUGGUCACACAUAUGCCACCAUGAUUCACGCAUGUGCACGGCGUGGCUGGACAAGAUAUGGCCACGAGAUAUGCUUGGCAGCAGCAAAAGACACAACAGGCCCACUUAAUACUGCUGUUUAUGGAGCUAUGCUUCAUCUUUAUACCAAAGGCCGAUGGUACUCCCACGCAGCGCCAGUUCUAGACGAGAUGGGGAGAAAAGGAAUUGAACCCGACGUAGCAGGAUACGGAACUUUGAUUUCAGCAUGUGGAGAACCGGACGAUAAGUUAUUCGCACCUUUGGCUAGGGCAAUGGUGAACAGCCAGUUUGAACCACUACAAGUAGCCUACCGUCUGGUGUUUACGCCACCUGCCAAUGAUGCUGUCAGAUCUGAGCUCCCUCCACCUCCAACACACCACAUUGAUGACUCUGUCUCCUCGAUCACAUUUCAAUCUGAUUCUGUUGUUGAAGAGGUUGUAUCCUUCUUUAAAAUUUAUGCACUGACGAGAGGAGUGAAAUCGAAUUCAUCGUUCUACAAUGCGUUGAUCGACGCUUUAUGGGAACGACGUUUGCGUCUGCGAGCAAGACUAGUGUUUCUGGAAGCACGUGAAGUAGUCGAGGAUUUUCCACGUCCGCAGUACAACGACGAAGCGUGGUCUUUGGACCUCCGAAGCCUCUCAAAGGGUGCCUCGCAAAUAGCUUUCCUGCAUUGGUUAGACGAGGUUGCUGAGCGGGCUGCAGCAUGCUCAGUAAUCGCACCAAGGUUAUUACUUAUCACUGGUGGUAGAAAGGAAAUCGAUACUGAUUACAGGCCGUAUACAGGGAAAGGUUCAGGACAGGGGGUAGUUAGGCAGACGAUCGAGGAAGUUGUUAGGGCCUUUGGAAUUCCCUUCACUCAAAGUAGUAGAGAGUACGGACCAGCACACUUACAAGCGGAAACUGAACAAGUUGUCAGGUGGGUCUCCUUGUACGGGGAUCGCCUGCAAUUGGGUAAUUUGACCCCUUCAUAAAUUAUUUCCAAUGCCCAAGUUAGGCGAGUUCUCUUUUCAAAUGUU